CCAUUUUCAUUUCUCAAAAUGCCUUCUUCACUUCUUCCACUUCUUACUUUUAUUACAUUUCCUCCGCCGCUACUUUUCAGUCACCACCGGCGAUCAAAAGAAAACCUCCGCCGUCGCCAUCCCCGCCUCCCCUAAUGGCUACCAAGCCUGUUUACUCACUCACGAUUCCCCGAUUUCUUCACGCGUCGUGCAAAAGGCCAUUCGUUUCUUCGUCUUUUGCUUCCUGUCCGUCUGCUUCUAGGCUUCGGUUGAUCCAUUUUGCUGGAAGGAAGGUCUUUCUUCAGCGCAGGUUUCCGGCUCUUCCUUCUCAGGCGAAUACCGAUCAGUCAGGUCAGGUCCGUGAAGAUGAAGUUGAAGACAGUAAGAUCUUACCCUAUUGCAGCAUUGAUGGGAAAGAGAAGAAGUCUCUGGGCGAGAUGGAACAAGAUUUUCUUCAAGCAUUACAAGCCUUCUAUUAUGAAGGAAAGGCUAUCAUGACAAAUGAAGAAUUUGAUAACUUGAAGGAGGAGUUAAUGUGGGAAGGAAGCAGUGUUGUCAUGCUAAGUGCUGAUGAACAGAGAUUUUUGGAAGCUUCCAUGGCAUAUAUUGCAGGGAAACCAAUUAUAUCAGAUGAAAUGUUUGACAAACUAAAGAUGAAACUCAAGGCAGACGGGAGUAACAUUGUGGUUGAGGGUCCACGGUGUAGUCUUCGCAGCAGGAAGGUUUACAGUGACCUCUCUGUUGACUACCUGAAGAUGUUCUUGCUUAAAGUUCCUGCUACUGUUGUAGCCCUGGGAUUGUUUUUCUUCCUUGAUGACUUGACUGGAUUUGAAAUCACUUAUCUUUUGGAGCUUCCUGAGCCAUUCAGUUUCAUCUUUACAUGGUUCGCAGCUUUGCCUUUUAUUGUGUGGCUGUCUUUUUCAAUCACAGGCUUCAUUGUUAAAGAUUUCCUGAUUCUAAAGGGUCCCUGUCCAAACUGCGGCACAGAAAAUAUUUCAUUUUUUGGUACUAUAUUGUCAGUAUCUAGUGGCGGUUCCACCAACAACGUGAAAUGUUCAAACUGUGGGACAGAGAUGGCAUUUGAUUCAAGCACACGCCUGAUUACACUGCCAGAAGGAAGUAGAGCUUAAACAGAUAUUGGCGAAAGACGCGAGUUUCACGCGUAACAAGAUAAUGUAUUUGCACCAAUGCUUGGUAUAUUAGAUAUUGUUAUGUAGAUCUUAUGCAUGCUUUUUCUCAUGUAUAUUCUUUAACACUAUGUUUGGUUCAAGGAAUUUAGAAGAAAAAGAAAAGAAAAUGGUUUUCUCUCAUUUUCCUCGCCGAAAUGGGAGGAAUUUGAUUUUCUCUCCUCUUAAUAUAUUUUGUCUUCUCAUUUCUUUUUUCUUCCACUUUUCUUUUCUUUUCCACUCUAUCCAAACAAGAAAUGUUAUCUUUGAUCUCAUUUUCUUUUCUUUUCCAUUUCAAAAUUCUUGAACCAUAGUGUAAUUGAUCUUGUCUCAUCACUUUGUGCACAUAAGUUAAAAUAUGGAGAAGUCUUGUUGCUCAAAUAUCCCAAUAUAAAUAUAUGCCUUAGUUUGAU
This is a messenger RNA of Cuscuta campestris, 1558 nucleotides long. The record is from the annotation of a GenBank genome assembly. NCBI's taxonomy places the organism in Eukaryota, Viridiplantae, Streptophyta, Magnoliopsida, Solanales, Convolvulaceae.